Molecule: messenger RNA, 924 nt
Organism: Triticum turgidum subsp. durum (durum wheat)
Lineage: Eukaryota; Viridiplantae; Streptophyta; Magnoliopsida; Poales; Poaceae
Source: the annotation of a GenBank genome assembly
AUGGAAGGAGCCAUCUCCAGCCGGCCAAACAAGAGGAUCGCCGUCGUCACCGGCGGGAACAAGGGGAUCGGCUUCGAGGUGUGCCGACAACUAGCCAGGGAUGGAGGAGUCACGGUCGUUCUGACAGCUCGGGACGAGACGAGGGGCGCGGGGGCGGCCGAGAAGCUCAGACCGCUGGGGGUCACCGACGUCGUCUUCCAUCAGCUGGACAUCACAGACGCUUCGAGCAUUGCUACGUUAGUCGAUUUCCUCGAGGCCCGUUUCGGGAAGCUGGACAUCCUGGUCAAUAAUGCCGGCGUUGGUGGGGUUGAGUACCCCCAAGAACUCGAUGCCAACGACGAGAAGUUCGCCGGCCUCGACUCCAACCAGAGACUUGAAUGGAUGGUGAAGAAUGUCCGGGAGCCCAUCGACGCCGCAAGGAAAGCCGUGGAGACAAACUACUAUGGCACCAAGCAUGUAAUCCAGGCCCUGCUGCCUCUGCUGCUGCAAUCUUCCUCCCAGGGAAGGAUAGUGAAUGUCUCCUCCGAAUAUGGACUGCUAAGGCUUAUUAGGAACGAGGAGGUGAGGCGGGACCUCAACGAUAUCCACAACCUGACAGAGGAGAGGCUAGACGAGGUGCUGGACAAGUUCUUGCAAGACUUCGAGGCCGAUGCGCUCGAGGCGCACGGGUGGCCCACGGGGUUCUCGGCAUACAAGGUGGCCAUGGCCGCCACCAACGCCUACACGAGGAUCUUGGCCAGGAGGCACCCCACGCUGCGCGUCAACUGCGCGCAUCCGGGCUAUGUCAAGACAGACAUGAGCAUGGGCUCAGGUGUCCUGACGCCCGAGGAGGGAGCACGCGGCGUGGUGAAGGUGGCGCUGCUGCUGGACGGUGGCCCAACCGGCAAGUACUUCACCAAAGGCGAGGAGGCGUCGUUCGUGUGA